UAGUCUUUUUCGUCGUGUCGUUUAAUCGGCAGGCCUGGAGUGAGGUCUUUUUCUUCAAGUCGUGCACCCCGCUCUCCGCCUCUUCGCAGGGAAGCAAGGCAGCUAUGGUGGCAGCUAUGGCAAUGGAGAUGGCGGGUCUUGGGACAACGUGUUUGUCUUGGAGCUCGUCGAUCUCGAGGGACGUUAGCGAAGCGCCGGCUGCAACGUGGAAGGCCUCAUCAUCGUCCUCCACGUGGCAUUGCUUCGUCCCACCCACAUCAAGAGGCUCUGGAGGCUCGGAUAGAUAUCUUCCAGCAAGCAAUCGUCUCAGCACGCCACGUGGCGUCCCCUCGUCAAGAGCGCCGCCACGUGGGGGUUCUAUCCGCCAUUCUCUUGAUGGGGCGGCGCCACGUGGCGUGCUGAGACGAUUGCUUGCUUCCCCACCUCCAGGACACGUGGAGGAGUUUCCUAAAGGGGAAGGGGGGCAAUUGCUUGAUUCGGGACGGCGAUGGCUGGGACGUCGUCUGCACGCACGUGCGUCGACGGCUCCGGCGACCGCACCGGUCGCAGAGGGAGUCGCCGAGCAAUCUGACACGUGGCGCAAUCCCAUUGGCUUGCAUGCCAUGGUCUGGGUGGGCGGCUGGAGUGAGGCCGAAGUGCGGCGCGCUGUGGAAGGCUCUGCCAAGCUGGGUUAUGACUCUGUGAUGGAGGAAGAAGAGGAGGAGGAGGAGGAGGAGAAGGAGGAGGAGGAGGAGGAGGAGGAGGAGGAGGAGGAGAAGGAGAAGGGGGACCAGGCUGUGGAGGAGGAGGAAUGGGCCGUGGCGAUGGAGGACGAUGAGGAGGAGGAAAAAGAAGAAGAUCAGUAGGGGCAGGAGGAGGAGGAGGAGGUCGAGGUGGAGGAGGAUGUCGUUUUUUUUUUCACCGCAAUCUGAGGAGGAGAGUGGCGAGAUAAACAGAAACUUCAAAAAAACGAAAUAGAGACUUGGAGAGCAUAUUUUUUACACUUCCAUCUUUAGUUUUUCUUUUUCUACUUAUAAAAAAUGGUGCAACAAUUUAUGGCCAUAUGCCUUCAGGACUUCGCGUCCUACUCCGCAGUCUCACAGAAGAAAGCAGGUAUUACAAGCUGUUUGCAUAGACUCUACCAAAUGACCUCGGAGGUCGAACUGACGGGACUGGGACUUCUUACACUGAAACGACUCCUGCGACUGCAAGGAUACCGAAGUAUGUACUUCGACGAAUGCCUGAAAAAAUUCAUCCGGAAAAGGGCGCCGUCCUGGGAUAAAUGGGGCAAGAAGUU
Chara braunii is the source of this 1276-nucleotide messenger RNA. Lineage: Eukaryota; Viridiplantae; Streptophyta; Charophyceae; Charales; Characeae. The record is from the annotation of a GenBank genome assembly.